This is a messenger RNA of Batrachochytrium dendrobatidis JAM81, 906 nucleotides long. RefSeq names its product 25S rRNA (adenine645-N1)-methyltransferase. Gene Ontology annotation, cellular component: nucleolus. Gene Ontology annotation, biological process: ribosomal large subunit biogenesis; rRNA methylation. The coding region runs from base 1 to 906 and encodes 301 amino acids. Gene Ontology annotation, molecular function: rRNA (adenine) methyltransferase activity. The record is from RefSeq and is a predicted model, not a curated record. The transcript is spliced from 5 exons. Lineage: Eukaryota; Fungi; Chytridiomycota; Chytridiomycetes; Rhizophydiales.
AUGGUGUUUCUUUCAACCCAAAAGCUACUAAAGCAGAAACUAAAGCAGGCAUUGGACAAGGCAAAAGUAGCAAAAAAGUCAAAAGAAGCAACUGAAAAGACGGCCAAAGAAAGUGCCAGCAAUGCAGCAACCAAAAAAAAUCAAGUAGUGAAACCAGGCCCACGGGAUAGUUGGCCAAAAGGACCUUUGUAUAAGCCCAAACAACCAGUAUUAGCAAAAGUAGACAAGGCACCACCUAAAUCAAAUCUCACUGAAUUACAAGAAAAAAUGCAUAAACAGCUUGCAGGAGCAAAGUUUCGCUGGAUUAAUGAAAAACUGUAUACUACGAGUAGCAAGGAAGCCGUUAAAUUGUUCAAAAAUGAGCCAGAACUGUUUGGAAUUUAUCAUGCCGGAUUCAGUUCACAGGUUAAAGAUUGGCCAGUAAAUCCAAUAGAUAUCUUUAUUGAUGAUUUGCGUGGUAAGCCACCAUUUACAUUGGUUGCAGAUAUGGGAUGCGGCGAAGCCAAAGUAGCUGCAGAGCUUGGACGAAUGAUUCGAGUAGAAUCGUUUGAUUUGGUUGCAGCAAACGAGUACAUUACCGCUUGCGAUAUUGCACAUGUCCCGCUGGCUCCAAAGACAUGUGAUGUAGUUAUUUUCUGUCUAUCAUUAAUGGGAACAAACUUUGUUGAUUUUCUCAAAGAGGCAUACCGUAUUCUCAAAUUUGGAGGCAAUCUCAAAAUUGCCGAGGUUGUGAGUCGUAUCAAUAACUUGGAUCAGUUCAUCAAAGGCGUUUGUGGCAUGGGCUUUACAUUGGAAAGCAAGGAUUCAUCAAACAAAAUGUUUGUGAUUAUAGAGUUUGUAAAAGGUGGCAAAAAGACUGAAACGGAUGAGCUGACUCUUAAGCCCUGUGUUUACAAAAAACGAUAG